Messenger RNA from Anneissia japonica, 3716 nucleotides. Its product is annotated as multiple epidermal growth factor-like domains protein 11. Gene Ontology annotation, cellular component: extracellular region. NCBI's taxonomy places the organism in Eukaryota, Metazoa, Echinodermata, Crinoidea, Comatulida, Comatulidae. Bases 79 to 1584 code for a protein of 501 amino acids. The record is from RefSeq and is a predicted model, not a curated record. The transcript has 13 exons.
AACAUUAAGGUUAUACGUAAGGUUAUACUUACUGAAGAGAACCUCAAAGAAGAAACCCAUACUUUAAAUUAUACAAAAAUGCACCGUCAGACUAUAAAUCUGCUAGUUUGGUUAGCUGUUCUCGUUGUGCUUUCAACAUCUGUUUUAGCAAAAGUUUCAAAGAAACGACUUAAAAACACAGGGAGUGCAAAAUCAGACGUACUAAAACGCCAGGGUUUUGUACUUAACAUAACCGGAGAUGGUAGGCCUACCCGUCAGAGAGGGAAAGCCAUAACGUCCUAUUCCAUUGCACCACCUCAGGAAAAAUCGAAAUCUCAGAAAAAGAAGAACCGGCGACCGGGGCCACAGAAUGAUUUGACAGCAAAGCAACAAAAGCAGAUUGUAGCCUGGCAUAAUAGUUACCGAAAAAGAGUCCCCGGACCAGCUGCCGACAUGGAAGAAAUGAAAUGGGAUGAUAAGUUGGCGGAUAUGGCAAAACAAUAUGCGAAGCAGUGUGUAUGGGAGCACGGCAACCCUGAUAUGGAGACAAGAUACCAUUACAUUGGCCAAAACCUUGCAUGGAGUAGUAGCAACUCACGACAAAGCUCCGCAGCGUUCAUGCUCUCUUUGUGGAACAACGAACGAAAAUACUACAAUAUCUUGACAAACCAAUGUCAAGAGGGAAGGAUGUGUGGACACUACACUCAGAUGGUGUGGGCAAGUACUAAAAAUGUAGGAUGUGCCAUGAACUUCUGCCAAAGUAUGUUCGAUCCGGCCUCUGGAACGACGUUCAAAAAUGCUAACUACUUAGUCUGCAACUAUGGUGAAGCAGGAAAUGUGGUGGGAAGAAAGCCAUACAGUAUUGGUGAACCAUGUAGCAAAUGUGAGUCGGGCAAAGGUACAUGUCGCAACGGACUCUGCAGUGAUUGUAAAAUCAACGGAAAAGACUGUGUGUGCGCUCUAAAGUGUGAAAACGAUGGCAUUUUAAACGACAAGGAAUGUGCGUGUGAUUGUGCACCCGGAUUUACGGGAUCAUCUUGUCAGAAUGCUUGUAACAACACACAUCCUUGGUGUGGUAACGGUUGGCCCAAAGAAUGGUGCUUCAAGUACGAUGAUGCUAACCCAGUAGAAACACUAUGCCCCGCACUAUGUGGAUUAUGCGAAUGUGGUGGCCCACCAUGCCAAAACGGAGGUUUUAAAAACCCAGAAACAUGCAAGUGCGAAUGUACGGGCUCGUGGUCUGGCCCGUCUUGUUCAGAAUGCAAUGUAAAGUGCGAAAACGGUCAACUUGACCCCACGACUUGCUCGUGUGACUGUGAUGAUGGCUGGGCUGGAGACACCUGCUCAGGUCAGUGUGAAAACAUACAUCAAUGGUGUUGGAACGGAUGGUAUCCAAAUUGGUGCGACGAGGACCAUCCGUACGUGCCUGAAAACUGUCCUGCAAUGUGUGGCCUGUGCAAUGUGCCAGACAAGAACUACGAUACGCCAGAUUCACCAUGUGAAGAUAAAUUCUACCAUUGCAAAUGGUCUAAAUCAACGUGCGAUUCUAACAGAGACUUUGCUGUCAACUACUGUCCUCUGUCGUGUGGAUUUUGCUCACUAUAAUCGUUAAAAUUAAUUCGCUCGCUGAAAUAGUUUACAACUCGCUUGACACCAAAGGCAAAGCAUCUUACGAAGAGCUUGAUGUUGUAGUAAUGUGUAUGUGUUAUACUGUAUACUGUGGAUUUCGUUGUAGAUUUUAGACUUGAAACAACCAGUCCAUAACAAGUGUUCUCAGCCAAAUAGCAAUCAGUUCCAUGUGCACUACAGUCUUGAAUAUAAUUGUUUCUGUAAUUUGAGGAAGAGAAGUAUUUCUCGUUUAUUCUACCUUACCUUGAUUUAUAGUCAUUAGAAAACAUACCGUAUACUAAGUCGAAUAUCACCGUCGGAAACUGUAGAAAGUUGUAAGAAAGUAGGGAAAUAAGAGACUAAUCCUGCUAUUAUUCCACUAAAUUGUUGCUAGAGCAAAAAACCUACAAAGAUGUGUUAAUAUUUAUAUGUUGUAGGCAUGAAGAUAAUUUUCGAUAUGCUCAUGUAAUAUAAUUGGGAUGAUCUUGAACGCUUGACUUGUCUUGGGUAUUCACUAUUCUUACCUGCUUUAAAACGGUCUUUUUACAUAAUUCAUUAGAUCUACGCAUACCCAGACCUUUAGAUACUCAAGUUGUACCCUGUUAAAACGGCUAACAAAGAAACACCUAAUAUUAAAAUUAGUUUGAGAACGUAUUUUUAAAAAAAUAUUCAUUGAGAUUCAAACCCAUGAGCCUUCGCUUACCAAUUGCCCUUUCCGCUAAGCCCCGCCCCUUGGAUAUUGUUGCUAAGGUCCCACAAGACGACAGUGUUAAAACAUACGAGAACACGUGUGUUUGUGAGAGGCGCGCGUAUUCCUAGCGCUUUUUUAAUUGGUCAGUUGUUAAGUUUGAUUGACACUCCGGAAAGGUCUACUGGUAAAUUUGUUUGCAUGGAGAAAGCGUUAACGUUAUGGAAGUAUGAAGAUAUAGUUUUCCCAUCUUUUGAUUUGAAGUGGCCAGUCACGUGCGUAGGCGCAUCCGCUUUUCACUAGGAUGCACUGAAUCAUGUGAGAUGACGUUUAAAGGUUUUUAGCGAAAUAGUGUCCGAACGUCUUGUCAACAUCAUGUCACAUGCCUGUAACUGUUAACGCAAUGUUGGUUGCCUUUCAGUAGCUAAUUAGAAGGUGUAUAUAAAUACUAUUUAUUAAAAUGUGCAGGGUUUUUAGAAAAAGGAAUAAGCCUAUUAUUAUGGAGACGUAUAAUGUUGUAAAUUAUGGACCAUAGUCCUAAUGAAGUUAGCAUACAUUUAUUUGGAAGGUACGCCCCGUAAUUCAUCGCACUGAGAUUAUAUGCUAUGCUUAUUAAUAUAACGUAUACAUAAGAAUCAUCUGCAGACACUUAAAGUAAAAUGUUACUCAUGCUUUUUACGGAAAAUUCAUGCAAAUUUAAUAUUUACUGUCCGAAAAGUUGUGAAUUUGGAUUAACAUGUAUGUUUGCCUUGAUACCGUAUGAUAGUCAUGAAUUUCGGAUGCAAUGAAUAGAGCAAUUUCCACCACUUCAAAAUCUGCGUGCCAGUAUAUUAAACCUAAAUGUUUACUUAAAAACGUUUUCAAAUUCAUAUUUUCCCGGUGUAUAUACUUAUAAUAGAGAGCUUUUGUUAUCUCGUUCAAAAACCAAUCCACCGAGAAAAGUGCACAUUUUUGUGUAUGACUUCACCAGUUUAGGCCUAGUUUUUGUUUUCUCGCACUCGAAUGAUGAAUCGCGAGAACCAGAAACUAGAUGUAUUUGAAACAUUUCAAUGGAAUUUGCUGAUGCCACGAGAGUUCGGUUCUCGGGAAAUGCGAAAUAGCGAAAGCUAACUAUUUUUUGAACAAGAACGAUAACGGUAGGCCUAACUGGAAUUUUUUUCGGCGGAUUGUUUCCGAACGAGAUAACGAAAGCUCUUUAAUAACAAUAUUUCAGCCUUAUAAUAACCCACAAUGCCAAGGCUUUCAUGCGCUUAUUACAUCUCAAUGAACGUCCAUUUCGAGUUCUUGUUAAUUUUUAUGGAUACGACGGCUGUUUGGAUAGAUGUAAUUUUUGUAUAUAUUAUACGUAUGGUUUACAUAUUAUUGAAAUAUAUAUUUAUUUAUUUUAUGAUUUAAAGUAAUGUUUUGAAGAUUAACUUCGUCAAUAAACAUUUGAAACUGA